Pristis pectinata (smalltooth sawfish) is the source of this 3204-nucleotide messenger RNA. RefSeq names its product ret proto-oncogene receptor tyrosine kinase (gene ret). The record is from RefSeq and is a predicted model, not a curated record. Gene Ontology annotation, cellular component: membrane; signaling receptor complex; axon. Lineage: Eukaryota; Metazoa; Chordata; Chondrichthyes; Rhinopristiformes; Pristidae. Gene Ontology annotation, molecular function: transmembrane receptor protein tyrosine kinase activity; calcium ion binding; ATP binding. Gene Ontology annotation, biological process: positive regulation of kinase activity; multicellular organism development; cell surface receptor protein tyrosine kinase signaling pathway.
AACAGCGAGAGGCAACCUCCAAGUGCAUGGAGGAUGUGUCCACUGAUAAGGUCCUGGACGUUAUUCGCCUUAUUUCUUACCGAAGCUGCCCUUGGAUUAUACUUCCCCAGGAAGACCUACCAAGCCACAGUAUACAUCGGCCAGCCAGCAGACACUCCACUUCUCCAGGUCUAUGCUUUACCCGAUGAGGGGGAUCACAAGGCUUACUUUGGCUUCUGCAACAAUCCAUUGAGUGGAUUCCGACAUCACUGGUUCAGAAUCGAUGAGCGAUCUGGGGUCUUUUACCUUAACAAGACACUAGAAGAGAGUGACCUCAAUGUGCUGGGCAACAUGGGUGGACCAGAAUUAUACAAGAUCAUGCUGCAUAUCUUUGCUGCCCCUGAACCACAUCAUGAGAAGGAGUGCAAAGGCACAGGUCAUAAUUAUUGUGGUGAAUAAAAUCUUACCAUCCUGUGCAACAUCACAGUGGAAGACCUUUGCUUUGGAGAAGUGGAUUCCAAGGUUCAAAUUAUUGAGAACAAUGAUCCUGCAACUUUCUUUCAAAUGAAUUCCCUGCCAAACCAGUACCAAUGCCAACAUGCCAACAUUUCCUAUCACCUCGGGACAGAUGCUUCAAAUCCAUUCAGGAUCAAUGAAGAAACAUCUGAGAUCAGUGUGGUAAAGCCUCUUGACAGGGAGCAGACGGAGACAUACGACAUCAUUGUCAAGUGUACGUUGCGGACGCUUGCCCAGAUUAUUCAAGUUGAAAGAUCCUUGCAUGUAACCGUCCUCGACAAAGGCGAUAACGCCCCAUAUAUCCUUGAUGGCAAUGACACAGCUGAGGCUUUCAUUGAGUUCAACAGGAAGGAGCACACUGUGGUGGCAGCUCUCUUUGUGUAUGACACUGACAGCACCACUAAGUACACAACUACUGUGACACGGAAUGACACAUGGAUCACUGAGAACUUCCGUGUGAAGCCCACAGCCUUGGAGAUACCGGCCAGCGUGGACAGGCCUGCCCGGGGGACGGUAAACAAAUACGAGCUGAUACUGAAGAGAAGCCUGUCAGUUUCGGAGAACCGAUCCUUCAGUUUGGACGUACUGGUCCAGGACACAGAGUACAGUGGCUCCAACAGUUCAGUGAUGCUUCACUUCAAUGUCACGGUCCGGCCUAUUGUCAUCGAGUUCACUGAGAAAACAUUCUACUUCUCAGUGAACAGGAAUGCAGGACGUUCUGCAAAGAUUGGAAGAAUUUGCAUUGCAAACUGUCAGAACUUUCAAGCUUUAAGUAUAACCUACACACUGGUGCCAGUGAUCCACAGUGAAGAGAACAUCACGCAACAGGACAAAGGCUGCUCAUCUAUUGUAGGAGUUCUGAAGCAAGCCGAAGACAUAUUUGGGAUCCUGUACAUCAAUGAUGUGAAGAUGCUGAGAAACAGCACGUGCUACAAACUUCACUACAUCAUCAUUGCUAAUGAAUCACUGAGCAAGGAAGAGGCAAAGGCCAACAUUAUUGUCACGCUCGAGGGCACAUACAUCAGACAGAAUAAUAAUUGCCCAAAAUCUGUGCAACAAACAAGCAGCGGUCGGGAGUGCGAGGAAUGUGGUGGACUUGGAACGUUAACUGGGAGAUGUCAGUGGCGACAGGGCAACGAGAAGGGAAUAUCCAAAAACUAUUCUACCUGCUCAUCAGAUCUCUCCAGCUGCCCUGAUGGAUAUUGUGAUGUGGUGGAACAGAAGAAAGGCACGUGUCCACAGGACUGUAUAGAGUGGGACAAAGUCGUUGGUGGAUUUGAACCCGGAGAGCUGGGAGGAAUUAAAGGAGGCUUUGGAACUUGUGUGUGCUACUCUGAUAACAAAUGCAUCUGCCAAAAGGAUGAGUUUGUUGAGAUGGUUUGCGAUGAUCUGUGUAAAACCAUUAUUGCAGCUGCGGUGAUGUUGUCCUUCAUCCUGUCUGUGCUGCUUUCCUCCUAUUUCAUUCACCGAUACCAUAAAACCACUCCCAAGCCCCCAAUCGCCUCAGCAGAAAUGACCUUCAGGAGGCCAGCUCAGGCUUAUCCAAUCAGCUACUCCUCCAAUAAUAUCCGGAGGCCUUCUAUAGAUUCCAUGGAAAACCAAGUGGCUGUGGAUUCCUUCAAGAUACCAGAGGACCCUAAGUGGGAGUUUGCAAGGAAGAAUCUGGUCCUGGGUAAAACCCUUGGGGAAGGAGAAUUCGGGAAAGUCGUGAAGGCUACGGCUUUCAAACUCAAGGGCAAAGCAGGUUAUACUACCGUGGCUGUCAAGAUGUUAAAAGAGAAUGCCUCUCAGAGUGAAUUACGAGAUCUUUUAUCUGAGUUCAACCUGCUGAAACAAGUGAGCCAUCCUCAUAUCAUCAAACUAUAUGGAGCCUGCAGUCAGGAUGGUCCUCUCUAUCUUAUCGUGGAAUAUGCCAAAUACGGAUCACUAAGAAGUUUCCUGAGGGAAAGUCGCAAAGUUGGUCCCAGUUACUUGGGUGAAGGCAAUCGAAACUCUAGUUAUUUGGAUAAUCCAGAUGAACGGGCCCUGACCAUGGGAGAUUUAAUAUCCUUCGCCUGGCAGAUCUCCCGUGGAAUGCAGUACCUGGCUGAAAUGAAGCUUGUUCAUCGUGACUUGGCAGCUCGGAAUGUACUGGUCGCUGAGGGGCGUAAGAUGAAGAUCUCCGAUUUUGGGCUUUCCAGGGAUGUGUAUGAGGAGGACUCUUAUGUAAAAAGAAGCAAGGGUCGGAUUCCUGUUAAAUGGAUGGCAAUUGAGUCUUUGUUUGAUCACAUCUACACAACACAAAGUGACGUGUGGUCAUUUGGCAUUCUUCUUUGGGAAAUAGUGACACUGGGUGGAAAUCCCUAUCCUGGAAUUGCCCCGGAACGUCUCUUCAAUCUGCUAAAGACAGGAUACCGGAUGGAGAGACCAGAAAACUGCAGUGAGGAAAUGUACAACUUGAUGCUGCAAUGCUGGAAACAAGAGCCGGAUAAACGGCCAACAUUUGCAGAAAUCAGCAAAGAACUGGAGAAGAUGAUGGUGAGGAGCCGGGACUACCUGGACCUUGCAGCCUCCACACCAUCAGAUUCCCUGCUCUAUGAUGACGGAGUGGCUGAAGAAGAGACGCCAUUGGUAGACUGUAAUAAUGCUCCCCUCCCUCGGUCCCUCCCCUCCACAUGGAUUGAGAACAAACUCUACGGUAGAAUUUCACAUGCAUUUACUAGAUUCUAA